AUGAACUUUCAUGGCUCUGAGAAUAGCCCUCCCGCCUCGGUAAGCACCAUUGACAUCAGCGAUACGGGCGUCCAAGAACUUCCGGGCACCCGUGACGUUCGCAACUGCAUUGCCUUGGAGAGGGAUGUUUUUGUGGACAGGCAAGGUAGAUUUUACCAGACCAAUUGGGCGAAGGCAUUUCACCAUCGUGACAAUGAUGACGAGUACUUCGACACCGAGCAUUAUCUCACGCCUUUCGUCACUACUUGGGUCCAGGGUGUUCCAGACGACGUGAGGCCUCGAUUUCUUCGUGAUGAGGUACCUGACCAUUGGAAGUCCGAUGUCGACACCAACACCGGCUUACUUGUGGAGCCUGUUCACUUCCCUGACACAAUUAUAGGCGAUAAUUCCGCGCUGACGGGGGAAGAGGACUGGCGACGACGUAACUGGUCCAGCAAUCUCCUGAUUCACCGCAGAUUUGCUGAGCAACACAAGUACAAAAAGAAGAAGGGCCUCAGGGCUCAAGAACGUCAGCUGGCCUACAAGCCGGGGAAAGUGGAAGAGUACGUCAAGCCUGAGCCCCAGCCGGAGGAUGAAGCGACUGCAAUGACUCCUUACGAUCGGGGUGUUCCCAAGAUUCCGGCCUUCCUACGACCCGCCGAAGUGGUUGAUAUGAGAGCAGUCAGCCAAAUCUAUGAGGCUGAAAUGAGGAGUGGCUUUCAGGUUGUUGACUCGGAACCUCCUACGGCUGAAGAUUGGGAAACGGUCUUGCGGACCUCUCGUGAGUUCUCAAUGCCUUUCAUCGUCGCCGUCUACGGCAGCGCUCGUGGUUUGCGUUUGAAGGAGGGCAACCUUCAGUGGUCCGACGAACCCCAAGUCCCUUACAAUGAGCAGGACGCCGCAAGGCAAGGAUUUGUCAAGGGUCAAAUCCUUGGGUUUGCCUAUGCCAGCGUUUGGCAGCCAGGCAUCGCUGGCAGUGGACAAGGCACAAGCCGGUAUACGGCCAGACUCCAUGUCUGGGUCGAUCCCAAGCAUCGUCGGAAUAAGUUGGGAUUCUGUCUCCUCGACAAGCUGCUGGCUUUCAUGUCGCCCCCGCACAUUCCUCGCACGGGAAUCGAUUUUAUCGACAUCCACAACAAUCCGAUUUACCACAAGUUGCAAGAUGACGAUUUGAAGGGAACCCCCAUGGAGGAGUUGAAGAAAGAGGAGGCCAGACGGAACAGGCCCAGGAAGUAUUACAACGUCCAAAUCAGCUACAAGUUCAAGCACAGGCCCCGCUGGCAACUGAACAACCCGACACGACACCCAGCUCUCAAGGAUUAUGUCAAGGACUUGGACUGGGUGAAGAAGUUGUUGGAAGAGAAGCUUCCAUUCAUCAAGCUGGUCACAUUUGAGGCUGUCCAUCAGUCAUCGAAGCUGAGGGAGCCGAAGGAAGAAGAUGGCAACAAGAAAGUCUUCUGGCUCGAUGAGUUUGUGUGGGAGUAUUACUGCACCUCAGGCCUGCCUGAUUCUGAUGAUGGCUUCUAG
Molecule: messenger RNA, 1506 nt
Organism: Podospora anserina S mat+
Lineage: Eukaryota; Fungi; Ascomycota; Sordariomycetes; Sordariales; Podosporaceae
Exons: 1
Coding region: 1-1506 (501 amino acids)
Source: RefSeq, a predicted model, not a curated record